Molecule: messenger RNA, 9434 nt
Organism: Uloborus diversus
Lineage: Eukaryota; Metazoa; Arthropoda; Arachnida; Araneae; Uloboridae
Exons: 12
Coding region: 95-7159 (2354 amino acids)
Source: RefSeq, a predicted model, not a curated record
AAUGGUGAUCCGGGACUGCAGCAAAGGAUUCUGGUUUUUAAUUAAGAAAAUGAUGUUCUUUUGAGCCAGAAAUGUCAGUUUCUUAAACAUCACCAUGGCAGCUGGUGGAAGGGAUAUACAGGUGUUCAGCUCAGAUGAUGAAAUUAUACACCCUGUAGAAAAAAGGAAUCGUAAACGAAAAGCUAUACUUAGUUCUGAAGAAGAUGAUGAAGAUAGUAAUUUUGAAGUCAAACCAAGACGAGCUGCCCGACCUUUAAACUGUGAAAGUGAUGAAGAUGAUUCUGUGAAUCUUUUUAAUAAUGAAUCCGAAAAUCAUUUGACAGAGGGAAGAAUGUGUUCUGAAAACCAUGAGAGUAGUACUUCUACAAAUGAUAUGAGUGAUAAUGAACAAGCUGAUAAAUGUGCAAUUUGCCUUAAUAAGUUUUGGGGUCAAGAUAUUGCAACACCAGAAACAUGUGAUCAUAUGUUUUGCUUAGAAUGUUUGUUAGAAUGGGCAAAGAAUGUAAAUACUUGUCCUAUUGAUCGCUUGAGAUUCAAUCUGAUCCUCAUACGCCAUCACAAAGAAGAAAAGAUCAUCAAAAGAAUAUUCAUUAACAAUCCAGAGCUACCAAGGUUUACAGAAUUUGAAUGGGAGUUCAAUCCUCAAACACGGCAUGUUUCAUGUGAAUUGUGUGGAGAACAGGAAAGUGAUUCUUUAGCACUAUUGGUUUGUCAAGAAUGUCAUAAAGUCUAUCACUCAGAAUGUUUAAUUCCGCCUGUGCAUACACCCAUGGAUUCUUGGCUUUGUCCAUCUUGUGCAGACUAUGUGCAAGCUAGAGAUAAAUUCUUACAUGAUGUUCAUCGUGUGCUUCGUGGGAUCAAACAGCGAUUCCGAGACUUGCGCUCUCUAAAUGGUGGUAGCAGCUCUUAUUCAUCAGGAAGUCCUUCAGUGCGUAUGUCAACUCAACACUCCCAUAGAGAUGCUUGGAAUUUGCGUCAGAGAGCCAUGUUUACUAGAAGAAGAGUUUUGUCAUCUUCAGAUUCCUCGGAAGAAGAGACUGAACAUAAUUCUUCCCAUGCUGCAACAAGGCUUUUGCAGACCAAUUCUUCUUCAGCAGUUAAAACACGGUACUCUGUUCUGGAUGGACGAAGGCGAGAAAUCUGUUGCUCCAGAAACCCGACUCUUGUUUCUUCCACUGCUUCUGCUACAGCUAAUUCAAGCUUGUACUCAUAUGAUUCUGAUGAUGGCUUGAAUGAUUAUAGUUACCAAAAUGAUGGAAAUGUACUUUCACGCUCUGGAAUCAGCAGAAGGCAGGCUGCUCUCAAGAGAUUUAGUGCACCUGAUCAAGUAUCGAAUUCUAGGCUCUCUGAUGCUGGACCUGAAAACUUUGAUCUUGUUGGUUCAAUAUUACAAAGUCAAACAUUACUUCAUCGUCCUGAUGUUUUGACUUUGAAGCGUGAUGGAUCAUUACUUUGUUCUAAAAAGGAGAAUGGCAGCAGCUCUCCUUCUUCCUCAAGUAGUAUGGAAAGUAUUGGACACAAUCAAAAUCCUUUGCAAAUAUCAUCUUUAUUUAGUGAUAAUACUGUAUCCCCAUACACUGAUGAUGUCUGUGGUCAGCAACGACCAUUAAAUCCUACUCAGAAUAGUGCUGUAAAAUAUAGUGGUACUCCUAGACAGAAUUACAGUUGUAGCUCUACAACAUCGUCAGUUGAAAGAUCUCCCAGCUAUGAUACUAAUAUUUCUACAAAAUCUGCACAUGGAGGACAUGAUAAUGAACAGUAUAAUAAUGAAAAUAGCUCCCCAAUGGCGCACAAAAAUUUCUGCAGCUCUUCAACUCCUGAAGUUAAAAAAACUAUUUCUCCUAACCUUAAAGAUUCUGCUAAAAGUCAGCACAGUGAAGAAGAAGUUGAUAUUUACAGUGAUAUUGAAUCUGUAGGCGAGGAGGAGGGUGAAGUUAAUGAAAGAGAACCAAUGAAAAUAUCUUACAAAUGUGAAGAACUUUCGCUUACAAAUGCCGGUGAUGGGAGCGAUUCUAGUGACAAUGAGCUGGUCAUCGAUGAAAGUACCCCUGUUGAAGAUGAAAAUGAGGGCCAUAAAGCUCAUCUGUCAACUUUGAACUCAAAAAAUAAUCUUUCAGAAAAUAAAUUUUCAAUAGCUCAAAGUGAUGAAAGUAAUGUGAGCAGUACGGCAUUGUCUGACCAAGAUCAACAGAUUACUGACAAUAGCCAUCAGUCUCCUAGCUGCUCCUAUGUUGGUGGUGGUUGUGAUACAAAACAUCGUAUUGUGGAUAAAAUGUCUGAGCAUAAUAUUUUAAAUAAGGAAGUUGUUUCCAAUAGUGAAAAAAAUACACACAGAGACCAUAACGCCCAAAAUAGUGAUAUUGAUAUUCAACAAGAUGAAAAUUCUGAAGAUACUGCAGGAAAUGUUUAUAGUGCAUCUUCAUCUCCUAAGCAAUUAAUACAAGAUUUUAGAACUGUCAGUUUGGAAACUUACUCUAAUGCAUCUGAAGAGAAGGAAGAAAAUCUUAAAAAUGGAAUUUUGAAUGGAAACGAAAGUACAUUAGAUUCUUUGUCGCAGCCCGAAGGAAACGAGAAAUACACUACUGAAAGCAAUUCACUUUUAAGCUGUGAAAGUGAUGUUCAGAAUAAUGAGAUUAGUGAAUCAGAAGAUGUUCAAAAUAUGGAUGUGAGUGAACCUGAAGAAAUCGAAAAUGAAGUUACCAGUGAACCAGAGGACACUCAAAAUGCUGAUGAAAGUGAACCAGAAGAUGCUCGCGAUGCUGAUGUAAGUGAAUCUGAAGAUAUUCUAAAUGCAGAUGCAAGUGGGCCAGAAGACACCCAAAAUGCUGAAAUGAGUGAGUCGGAAGAUACACAGAAUUCUACCAGAAAUGACUCUGAAUAUCCUCAAAAUGAUACAGAAGGCAGUGAGCCUGAAGAUACCCAUAAUGUUAACACCAGUGAGCCUGAAGAUGUUCAAAAUGCAAAUGAAAGUGAACCAGAAGAUAUUCAGGAUGAAAGUGAAUCAGAAGUUGUACAAAAUGCUAGUAUUAGUGAACCUGAAGAUGCACAAAAUAUCGGAAGUGAACCAGAAGAUGCACAUAAUGAAAACACUAGUAAUCUGGAAAAUAACCUCAGCAAUGAAACUAAUGAACGUCAAGUACUAAAUAACACAAAUGAUGUUGCUAAUGAGCCUCAGGUGACUAAUGUUGAAACUUUAUCGAGAGAAGUAAAUCCAUCAGAAUGUAGCAAAAAAUCUGCUAAUACAUCAAGCGAAUUUAAUGAUGAAAAUGUGCAUGCUCCUGAAGAAAAGCUCAAAGAUACUAAAAAUACAGAUUUAGUUGAUAUUUGUAAUGAUAUUUCAAUGAAAUCUGAUGGCCUUGAUGAGGAUGAUUUGGAAAAUGCUGGUACUCCAUGUUUGGAUGAAAACUUUGAAGGACAGAUUGAAAAUUCUCCAAUUUGUAAUGAAAAUUCAGGAAGCUUGUGUGAGUCUGAAGACCAAAAAAAUAAUGAACAUAUUUAUGAGUCUGGAAUGCUAAGCGUAGUUCAAGACACUGGACCAACAAAAGAAACUUUUAAAUCUGCUCAAAUUGCACAUAAAGAGUCUUUAAACGCCGAAAAAGAAAGGCUUGAGCCUGAUGAUGAUUUAGGGGUUGAAGAUAUUUCUGAAGCUGGAAGUGAAGAUUUAGACAAUGAGUUUCCAGAUGAGCAUGAAAAUAUGGAAUCUCAUGAUUCAGUUUUCAAUGAGCCGAAAAGAGAAAGGACCCAUGCUUAUCAUAAAAGUCAUACUUCAUAUGAAGAUGAGCAUGAUGAUAAAAGGAAUCGUCUUACAUCCAGUGAUCGAUACCCUUCUACUUCCCACUCAAAUCAUUCUCUUGAGGAUCAUGAAGAAGGGGAAAUAAUUGAGGAAAGACCUCCACGAAGAUCAGAUAAAAAACGCAGUUCAAAAGUUGUCCGUUAUCGUGAGCAAAGUGAAGAGUAUAGGGAGAGAACUCCAAAAAUAAGCAUAUCAGACUUGCCGCGUAUACCGAAAAUUAAACGCGACAGGGAGAAAAAUAAUGUACCUGAAGAAAUACCAAUUGAAAGUAAACGUACUAGUGUGUUAGGCAGAGUUGAUUUAGGAGGGGAUAUCAGUUGGAAGCGACUGUCAAAACACACUAGAGAAAGGAGUUAUAGAGAUGGCAGGCCUAAAGAUGAGCGACUAUUAUUUAGAGAAAGAGAAUCAUCAAGAAAAAAUGAUAAGAAAAAUAAUGAUAAUGAAUGGAGAAAUGGUAGCAAAAACCGAGAUUCUGAGAGACGGAGAGAUGACAAAAAAUCUGAAAAUGAGAAGCCAAAAUGCGAACAUAUUUCACGUUCUCGUAAAAGUGAAAAGUCUAAAGAAAAAACUAUGGAUUGGAAUUACUCAGAGCGUGAGAAACGGAAAUCGCAUAAAGAUAAACAUUCAAAAGAUAAGCAUAAAGAGAAAAAGGAAAAGCAUGAAAAAAAGCAUUCUAAAAGUGAAGAUAAAUAUGAGAGAGAGAAAACUAAAGAUGAUAGUCGGUAUGAAAGAGAAUUGCGAUAUGAAAAAGAAGAGCAUUUUGAAAGAAUAGUGUAUGAAAAAGGAAAGUUUAAAGAAAAGGAACAUAAAAAUAAGCACAAAGAUCGUAAAAGUGACGGGAAAUCUAAUAAAGAACAUUCUCGUGAGAAACACAAACAUGCACAUGGUAAUGAAUACUUUUCAGAAGGUAAACGAGAAAGGGAAGUGAGAAAAAUAGAUGAUAAGUUAAAAAUUGUUGUCGAACAGAAAGAACGAAAAGAUAAAUCCAGUAAACAUAAAGAUAAAAAAGAAGCAAAACAUGAAAAGAAAUUAAUUCAUCAUCAUGAACAUCGAAAAAAAGAAAUUGAAAGAAGUCCAUAUACAGAAUUAACCUCAAUUGAGUCAAAAGAAAUUUUUGCUAAAGGUGAUAGUAUCAUCAUCAAUGUCAAUUUUAAUCGAGCAUGCUCUCCAAAAGAACCAGUUGAUAACAGUGGUUCAAGUAUAAAAGAUUGGAAAAGCAUAUCAGAUGAAUUUGAUGUCGAAGAUCAGUUAAGUGUUGAUGAGAGCAAAAGUAAACUUUUAUCGGAAAAGGGAAAAAAUUCUUUAGAUGCUUCAGUGAGUAAAAGACCAGCUACACCACCUGAAAGGAAUACCCAAGUUAUGUCUGUUAGUGAAUCUUACUGGCAAGGUGGAGAGGACAGUGAUGUUAAUAAUUCUCCUUUAUCUGAAAAAUCUGCUGAAGAAGGAGUAGCUGCUGAGGAAGAUAAUGAGACAGUAGAAUCAGUUGAUGUUUAUGAAGCUGAAAACUUUUCAAAUAGUAGUACAAGUGUUGAGGUGCUUGAAACACAAGUAUCUCCUAAAGAUGGAGUGGAUGAAACAGAGGAAGUUUCUGAAUGCCCAGAUAAAAACUCUGAUAAACCUUUUACAAAAGAGAAUGAUAACUUCAGUGCUAAGAGAAGAUCUCCACGAUCACCAUCUCCACCGUCUCCUGCUGAUAAUGACAGCUAUGAUCCUUGUGAACCAACCAGAAGUCCUUCACCUCCUCCAAUGCCUCCUGCACCACCUUUACCUGCAGCAGCACCUAAGCCUCCUCCAUCACCUGAGCUGCCACCAUUGCCACCAGAUCCUGAGCCUAUAGAUACUAUUCGUGAAGACCCACGGUCUCAUAAGCAGUGUUCCAGUUCAGACUUUAUAAGCAGCUCAACUGUAGUGCCUAGUUCUUCUCAGCCAACCACUGUACUUAGUCAAACAUCUAUCGCAAAUUCUUUAUCCAUGCCGAAUAUGCUGUUGCCGCCUCCAACAUUUCUUACACAUGCUUCAUCUACUACAAAUACUUUGCCUACCAUAUCACCUCUCAUUCCUCCUAGAAAUUUUGGUUUUCAAGUUAACAAUCAUGGAGCUCUUCUGUUCCCUCCAAACCAUGUGCAACAAAAUAUUCCGAACUCCUUUGUGCCAACUCAGAUGCAUGCAGGAACUAGUUUACCACCUCCACCUAAUCCACCAAGCCUUCCACAUAUGGGCUCUGUUCCACCACCCCCUCCCCCACCCAGUGCAAUGGCCUUAAUAUCACAAGUAAGGCAUCCACAGAUAAAUGUUCAGCCAACUUUGCCUCCUAGUUCAUUGUUGCAAAGUAUAACUUUAGGUCAUACAGUCAAUAUGGCGCAAAUGCAAUUGACACAGUUGCACCAUUUAACUCCUAGCUUACAUAGUUCUAUUUCCAAUCAUCAGUCAUCAAUGAUAAUGCCCGCAGUCAGUCAACCUGGGAGUCUUCCUGUCUCCAUUCAGCAAACACAACAAGGUGCUAGAAUUGUUAUAGCUCAAAAUCAAAUACCUAACCACACAGCAAAUGUGCAAAAUCAAAAUAACAAUAAUUCUCAGAUUCAUCCUGUUAAUUCACUUUCUCUUCAUCCUCAAACUAUUUCAAACAAUUUGCAGCAAAAAUCUGAUAAAGUUUCUAAGCAUUCACCACCAAAUGAAAAAACUGAAGUAGUAGACAUGGAAGUUGAUUCCCCAUAUUCACCAGGAGAUUCACCAUCAAUGGACAGUGUAGGAGAUUACUCUCCAACAAGUUCUCCUCUUCCUUCUUCUCCUAAAACAAAGGACGUAUUUGAUAGCUUACUACCUUUAGAUCAAUGGACUUUUGAGAAACAAACUCAAGAUGGUAGAACAGAAAAAUCAAAACGUUCAGGUUCUAAGCAUGACACACCGUCAAAACGAAUGAAGCGUGAACAUAAAGAAUCUGGCAAAGUUCGUCACUCCAUCAGGUUACAAGUUUCAGAUAAAAUGAAAAACUCUCGUAAAGAACAGAAACUAUCAGAGAAAAAAGAAACUCUUAUGAAAUUAGAUGAUUCUCAACUAAAAAUUUUAGAUGAGCUUCCUAGUUCUGCUGUUGAAAUGCAAGUAAAAGAAAAGUAUUUGAAGAAGUUGAAUCGACAGGAGAGAGUUGUGGAAGAAGUGAAACUUGCCCUAAAACCUUACUACAAAUCUCGAGAUGUUAGCAAAGAAGAAUACAAAGAUAUUCUACGGAAAUCUGUACCAAAAAUCUGUCACAAUAAAUCUGGUGAAAUAAAUCCUGUUAAAGUGAAAUCCUUAGUAGAAAGUUAUGUUAAGAAAGUGAAACAUUCAAGAAAGAAAGCUGAAAAAAGGAAGUCUUCAAAAUUCUCGUGAUAAAAAAUUGUGUAUAAUAUUUUAAAUAUAUUUUAAUUCUGUGUGCAGGACUUCAUUGACAUUUGUAAGCAUUUGCACAGUGGUAUAGCAAGCAUUUAUGAAACUAUUGUAUAGAUUCAAAAUUGGUUAUGAAAGGCAUGAAUGGUUAUGUGUCCCGAGAGUGUACAAGGGAAGAAGAGUGCUGUUUAUUGUAAACUGCUUUCCAUUAGCCAAUUCAUUAAAAGAAAAAAGAAAAGCUUUAAAUCAAACUUUUAAUGAGUUUGUUUUAAGAGUAUACUAACUUUUACAAUUUCUGAUAUUUGGUUAAUGGAUUAAGAAGGGAAUGAGAGACAUUGAGAGGAAGCAUCAUCUGUAAUAGUUCUGUAAAAAUAUUGUAAAUAAAGAAACACAAAUUAGUUAUUGUCUAUUAUAACUCUGAAGUAAACUUUGCAUAAAUGUGUUGUUUUUGUUGCAUUGUACAUUGAAACAUGUACUGAGUAGAGAAACUUAAAUUCAUCAGAUAAUAAAAUCAUUUUUAUUGUAUGUAAUAAAAUUAUUUGAGAUCUGUAGUUGAAGUGGAGGUAUAUUUAACAAAUAUAUGCUUAUAUAUUUAAAACUAUGCACCACUCUUUUUAAAUCUGGCAAUAAAAAGAGUUAAAUCUCAGUUUUUUUUUGCUAAUUAAUUUUGUUUUAAUCUUAAUUUAAUAAAAUUGUGCAUGAAAAUACUUACAUUUGUCUGAUUUUAAGUAUUAAUGUACUUUGGAAUUAGCCACUCUCUCCUCUUUCUUUAUCUGUUAUAUUAAAGUAAGUAAAAAUAAUUUAUUAUCAAUUGGUAUUAUGAAAUGUAUGAACUGUUUUACUGAAUAUCAUGGUUCAGUUUAAUUUUUUUUAAUAAUAAUUUAAUACUUCAAAGUAUUUUUUCUACUAAACUUGUUUUGUUUUGGAAGGGGGGGAAGGAGGUAAUGGAUAUAUUGUUUGUUCAAACACAAAAUGUGCAGAAGUUUUUUUAGAUUAUUUUUUGUGCAUAUGUAAAUAAGAACUAUGCUUAUCUAUUAAGUUAUGAUUUAGUUAUCUUUUGCUGUUUGCUUUUAAUAAAUAUUUAAACAAAGCUUGCAUGUAAAAUAGAUUUUAUGUUAAAGUUUUAUUAAUAAACAGCUAAAUUAUUUUGUAUUAGUAAUACGAUUUUACAUUCAGAACUGAAUAUGAAAUGAUUAUGUGUAAGAAUCAUCACAAAAUAAAUCAUUUGUUACUUCAUUAGCAAUAGGAUGAACUUAAAAUUUCUUUUGAACUUCAAGAUAUUUUUUGUUCACAUUACCUGGUAUAUUUUCAUAAGUUAAAUACAUAUAAGACUAUUAAUCAUUUGGUAUGAUUUUAUUAGUGUUACUGAUUCCACAAAGUUUUAUUAUUGUUGUUAUUUUUAGUUUAAAGUAAGUGGUUUAGUUUCAGUUGUAAGGUAUACGGAGUGUUACCUUUAAAUACUUGACUUAUCAUUUUUGAUGCAUAUAAUUUUAAAUAGUAUGCUUUGUUUUGACAGUUACUUGUCUAAAUUUUAUAAAGUUAAUUUAAAAGAUAAGCACUAAAGUAGGUACUUCCAAAGUGUAGUAUCAAGAAUUUUAUUUCAUCACAAAUAUCAUGCAUUUUGUUUAUGAGAGAUCUGGUCAUUUCUCAAUUUAAACUUUGAAUGAUAUAAUACAUGUGCUUGCUCUCUAAUGAAAAAUAAUUAGUCAUUACUUUUUCUUUUAAGUAGUGGUUUAUAGGUUUUGAAAUUUUUAUAUAAUAUUUUUUCUUAGAAAUUUAAUAGUAUAUAUUUUAUAUAAUCAUCUGAAUAACAUAUUUUUUUAUAAUAUUUUCAAAAUUUAAAAGCAAUUUUAAAAUUUCUUUCCCCAAAAUGUAAAAAAAUUUAAAAACUUAUCUUUCUGAACACAUGCUGUAUUAUUUCAAAAUGUGUAAAAUCUAUAUUGUGUGUUUCUUUUUUUUCCCCAAUAUUUGAUCCUUUCUUUUUACUGCACAUUCUUCAUAUUUGUUUUAAAUACACAGAUAAAUAACUGACUUUUGUUCCCUAAAUUUGCUGUUGUGUUACCCAACUAAGGUUUUCAGUAAAUCAAUUUAAUUUUGCUUUAGUAAUGUAAUUAUUUUGGAAAUGCUAAAUUUAAAAAUCAUGCAAUGCACAAUGUAUUGUCAUUAAUCAUUCAAGUGUAAUUCUAUAUAUUUUAAUAAACAUUUCAUGUGUAAGCUUUUAAUAAUUAUGAGAUACUUUCUUAAAAAUGAAACUUUUGCAUAAAAUUUAUUGUAGCUG